UUUACGACACUGAACGGCGCCAACUACACCACAUACUGCGAUCAAUACAUACUUGAUAAUGCAGACGCGACAAGCGAAGCAAUUCAACUAGACAGCUUCGCAGAUUGUAUAGAACAUUGCUCACGGUACUGGGGCGUCGGCGAAGGAUGCUUCGGCGUACUCUGGGUCGAACCCGACAACGUCUGCUACAUGAAGAACAGCAGCGCGACCGUCGGACUCCUCGAACCAAAUCCCCGCCGCUUCACCGCCCUCGUCGAGAGGAGCGAAAUGGAAGGCUUCGACGAAACAUGUCCGCAUGAGGAUCUUUCCACCAACACUCUCCCCGGUGUCCACGGUAUGCAAUACACCACGCACUGCGGCAACAUGAUCAAGGCAAAUGCCGCCAGUUUUGAUGGCUACCCGCAUCUUUCCGAUGUGUAUGAAUGGUUCUACCACGCCGAAUCCCUCGACGAAUGCAUGCAAAUAUGCGUCGAUCAGCAACCGCUCUGCACCGCUGUGUCGUGGAAUCCCACCAUGGAAAUCGGUUUCGCCAACUGCAUACCCAAGACUGGCGACGACUCCGGAUACACAGAUAGCCUAGACGUGGGUGCUGGGCCCAUCCUCUUCCACUCCGCAGUCAUGACGCAAAUCGACCAAGUCGACACGAAAUGUCCAGAGCGGGAAUCGUAUACAGUGGCGGCGGGCACAGCGGAUGCCAAGGGCUUUGAGGUUCACUGUGGGAGAUUGAAUCCGGGGACUAAUAUUACGAGUCUGCACACGCAAAACAUCACCGCAUGUAUGGAUGCUUGCGCCGAGGAGGACGUAGGUUGUAAAGCCAUACUCUUCGACUCGACAUUGAAAGGCGGAUUCAAAAACUGCUAUCUUCAGAACACUACGAGUGUGAUUAGCGACCAGCCUGGUGCUACCUACGCCGUCUUGCUCGACGCGGAAAUCCCUUCUUCGUCUUCUUCCUCUGCACCUGGAGCUGCCAACGAUGACUCGGAACCCGCCUCCUCUCCCAGCAAAGCAUGGAUAGCAGGCCCUGUAAUCGGUGGACUCGUGGGUCUCGCUCUGAUUGGCUUCGCGAUUUUCUGGUGGCGCAGGAGAAAGGCAGCGAAGAUGGCUCAGGGGGAGAAGAAUCCGUCUAGUGAGAGCUCGUACGGUGCUGUGCCGCCGCAGUAUGUGGAAGCGGAAGCGCUGGAUUCAGGUGCGAGAAAUGAGCUGCCGGCUAGUACGAAGUAUGCGCACAACUAUGUGCCGAAGAGUGAGCCGCAGGAGAUGCCUUCGUGA
Alternaria rosae is the source of this 1269-nucleotide messenger RNA. RefSeq lists its product as uncharacterized. The transcript is spliced from 2 exons. The record is from RefSeq and is a predicted model, not a curated record. NCBI's taxonomy places the organism in Eukaryota, Fungi, Ascomycota, Dothideomycetes, Pleosporales, Pleosporaceae. The annotation marks the transcript as partial.